Molecule: messenger RNA, 1500 nt
Organism: Cutaneotrichosporon oleaginosum
Lineage: Eukaryota; Fungi; Basidiomycota; Tremellomycetes; Trichosporonales; Trichosporonaceae
Molecular function (GO): diaminopimelate decarboxylase activity
Source: RefSeq, a predicted model, not a curated record
AGGCGCUGAUACGUUGCUUGACCGACCCUUAUAAGCAGCCCACCGCAUCUGGCCGCUUGGCCGCUUGGCACUCCGUCGCGGACAGGAUCGAGAUAUACGCUCACAUACGACAAGCAUGUGUAAGUAGGUGUACGCGCGGAUCUCGCCACUUCAUAGUACUCUGUCUCCCACUUUCUGCGCAAUGAGCGCGCCGUUCCAUCGAGUUGAUGGGGCACUGUUCGUCGAGGGCGUCUCGGCUUCAUCACUAGCCAAGGACCACGGCACGCCGCUGUACGCGUACUCGCGCGCAGCGCUCGAGGCAGCAUACCGCGCAUACGUUGACGCGGGGCCCGUCAAGGUGCACGUUGCCGUCAAGGCCAACAGCAAUAUCGGCGUGCUGGGCCUGUUUGCCAAGCUCGGCGCAGGCUUCGACAUCGUCUCAGGAGGCGAGCUGCGGCGCGUCCUGGCUGCCAAGGGACGGGCACAGGAUGUGGUAUUCAGCGGAGUAGGCAAGACCGUCUCGGAAAUGCGCAUGGCCCUCGAGGCAGGCGUCAAGUGUUUCAACGUCGAAAGCAUCCCCGAACUCGAGCGGCUACACGACGUUGCGGGUCAGAUGGGUGUGACCGCGCCCAUCUCCCUCCGCGUCAACCCAGACGUCGACCCCAGAACACACCCGUACAUUUCCACAGGGUUAAAGGACAACAAGUUCGGCGUCGCGUUCGAGGACGCCCUCACGACGUACCGCGCGGCGGCAGAGAUGGCAAAUCUCCGCGUCGUCGGAAUCGACUGCCACAUCGGCAGCCAAAUCACCACCGUGGACCCCUACCUCGACGCACUGGACAAGGUGCUCGACCUGGUGGACAAGAUCGAGGGUGCUGGGAUCCGGAUACACCACGUCGACAUCGGGGGCGGUCUUGGGAUUGACUACGGGAACGGCGACGUGCCGCCCCACCCGACUGAGUUCGUGCGCACCAUCCUCACGCAUAUUGCAAAGCGGCCCGCGCCCCGCUCACGUGAGGUGUGGCUCGAGCCCGGUCGCUCCCUUAUGGGCAAUGCGGGCAUCCUGCUCACGACCGUGGAGUAUCUCAAGCCCGGGGCGGCCAAGAACUUCUGCAUCGUCGACGCCGGCAUGAACGACCUCGCGAGGCCGUCGAUGUACCAGGCGUACCACGGCAUCGAAGCGGUUGAGCCGCUAAGCGGGGAGUGCAGAACUUGGGAUGUGGUCGGGCCGGUAUGUGAGAGUGGCUGCUGGAUUGGGCGGGACCGCGAGCUCGCCGUGAGUCAGGGCGAUGUCCUGGCGGUGCGCUCAGCAGGGGCGUAUGGAUCCACGAUGGCUUCCAACUACAACACCCGAGCAAGGCCAGCCGAGGUGGUUGUGGAUGGAGAUAAGGUCCAUGUCGUGCGGGAGAGGGAGACGAUAGAGUCACUAUACGCUGGAGAGCACUUGGUAGAGUAGAGUGUGAAGUAGUUACUGCUUUAGAAGGACGUUAUGGUCACAAAAGACCGAGGGAUCAGCAUGGU